CGAAAAUAUUUGUUAUAAAUCAUCAAAUCCAUGGACUCCACAGGCACCCCGUUUCAAAUGUCGACUACAGGGGAUGUUUCAAAAACUACCAAAGUAAUUUUUAAAACUUGUAAAAUGUUUAAUAAUCAUUACCUACACUUAUCGAUUAAGGAUUUAUUGGCAGUUUAUUUUUAAAUUGUGUAAAACAAACUGUCAAAGUGGUUGCAAAAAAAUGUGACAACUCAUUGAGAUUUUGUAUGUCUAGCAAAUCGGUCUACAUAACAACCGACAUCUUAGUUACUCAAAGGAUGAAAGCUUCUGGCAUUUAUAAGGUUUUUAUACUGUGCGAAUUACAUCAAUUAUCUGUAAAGUAACCACAUCGAUGACACUCAAUUAUGAUAAGCAUUUUCAGAGUUUUGAUUUUGGAUUUCGGAUAUUUUAUUAUCAGACUAUUUUAUUUUAUUUUAUUAACAACUGCCUUAUAGAAACUACAUUUGUGAAUUCACCAGUUAUGUUUUUAGAUAUGUACACUUUAUAACUCAAGCUUGUUAAUCUUUAAAAACUUUGCAUACAACCUGUUUUAGUCUCCAACUAGCCAUAGAAAAUGUACCAAUCGAAUGACUGUUCAUCAGAAAAACAAGUUCAUAUUGCACCACCUACAGAUGUAAUCCCUCAAACGCGUAAAUCACUUGAUCGAUAUGAAAGAAUUGGAAAUUUAUUAGAACAAUUUUUAAAAGGAAAGUUACAGCAUGUUUAUAAAUUUACUGAUUUACCAGAUGGUUAUUUCCUAAUUGAUGAAAUUAUUCAAUUACCUGAAUUCAAAAAAGAACAUUGUACAUAUGAUGAAAUUAUUGAUGUUGUACAUAAUGAUGCAUUAUUACGAUUCAGUGUUAGAGGAUCAAAAGUUCGCUUGAAACCGCCUGAAUUAAAUAAAGACCCUGAUGUAAUUUUAUCAAAAAAGUUAGCUUGGAUUCUACGUCAUGGAGCAGAGAAUGUCGGAAUGAAAUAUGAACCUGGUGGUUACCUUUAUGUAGAUAAAAUACUUCAAUUGAAACCAUUUCAAGGGGUUCGGCUAGAAGAUAUUUCACGUGUUGUUAAUUCGAACGAUAAAAAACGCUAUGAACUGUCGACAAAUCCAGAAAAUGGUCGGUUACGAAUCAGAGCUUAUCAAGGUCAUACUGUUACAAUCGAAGGAUUAGAUAUUUCGUUGAUUGAAAAUCCUGAAGAUUAUCCAACUGUUAUCCAUGGUACAUAUUUUCGUAAUUGGGAUUCAAUACGUAGAGAGGGUUUAAAACGUAUGCAACGUACUCAUAUACAUUUUGCACCGGGUGAAGUUGGUGAAACUGGUGUGAUUAGUGGUAUGCGUUCAAGUGCUGAGAUUAUUAUUUAUAUUGAUCUAAUUAAAGCAAUAAAUGAUGGAUAUAAAUUUUACUUAUCAAAAAAUAAUGUUAUUCUAUGUGAAGGAAAUAAAGAAGGUUGUUUACCGACGAAAUAUUUUCUUGCAGCUUAUCAACGUAAUCCACGUCUUAAACUUUCACUCACUCCAUAAAACAGCUGACUUGAAUAAAGCUCCCGAAUAAAGAACAUACUUAUAUUUGUUGUGUAUAAAAUUGAAAUUCCCAUAAAUAUUCUGAUACAAAAGUAUAAAAUUUAGUCACUACAAUUAUAUCGUGAUUAUGUUUACUUCCAGUUUCAACUGUUCAGCUCUACGUUAUGCACUACACUUCAACAGCCCACUUUCAUCCAUUUAUCUGUAUCUUUUGUUCUUUGUUAUAUAAUAUUAUAAACUACUUUUCUCUAAACAAGUAGUUUGUUGUUUUAAAGACUAUUUUAUUUUAUUUUUCAGAUAGAUAUUCAGAUUCGUUUGACUAAUUUUUGACUUUUUGGUUUGCUAUUGUAUAACACCUAUAUAUAUAUAUAUGAUUUUUUUACAUUUGGAUUUUACUGAGCUGCAUAUUCUUAUGCGUAUUACAUGGAAUUGUACACAUUUGAAUUACUAUAUUAUAAAGAGCUAUUAUCAGUC
Messenger RNA from Schistosoma spindalis, 2002 nucleotides. The record is from the annotation of a GenBank genome assembly. NCBI's taxonomy places the organism in Eukaryota, Metazoa, Platyhelminthes, Trematoda, Strigeidida, Schistosomatidae.